Molecule: messenger RNA, 1531 nt
Organism: Ruditapes philippinarum (Manila clam)
Lineage: Eukaryota; Metazoa; Mollusca; Bivalvia; Venerida; Veneridae
Product: neurogenic locus notch homolog protein 2-like
Exons: 10
Coding region: 98-1444 (448 amino acids)
Biological process (GO): establishment or maintenance of epithelial cell apical/basal polarity; heterophilic cell-cell adhesion
Cellular component (GO): extracellular region; protein-containing complex; plasma membrane
Molecular function (GO): chitin binding; calcium ion binding
Source: RefSeq, a predicted model, not a curated record
UGCUUAACCUGAACUUGAGCUUGUCAAGUGAGUGCAUAUUACUGCAUAUUUUAUACCAUGUUGUAAAUGCAUUUCCUUUGCCGUUGAGUAAUAAAAAAUGGACGCAAAAAUAGUUGCACUGUUUCUCUUGACAAAUUGGCUAGUUCAAACCCUUGGACAAUUACACAGACCAUGUUCGGGGUCAUGUGACAAUGUUUGUUACGCUGAGUUUUCAAAAUACGACGCUAAUUCUUUUCUUGCUAAUGGUAAGAGGGCUACUCCUAGAGAAUGCUGUCACGAAUCUUACUGUGAAAGUCAGGGGACAAAAUGCUAUACUGAGCAAUACAGGGCUUACAUAGCAAACAAGUUUUCAAAGUCCUGUCCUGCUGGGCAAACUGUGGCGGUAACAUCUUGGUGCCCGGGACAUUAUGCCUAUGAUUGCAAAGAUAUCUGUUCGGCUCUUGGAAGGGAUCGCUGUGCCAAUGGUGGAACAUGUAUAUCUUUUUUGAAUGGCAUUGGUUACUCUUGCACUUGUCCUCAUGGUUUUCUUGGAGAUAUUUGUCAUAUAGAUAUAGACGAGUGUGCAUCCAGCCCGUGCCACAGUGCAUACAGUAUCAAUUGCACAGAUGGUGCUAGCGACUAUAUUUGUCACUGCAAACCCGGUUACACUGGAAAGAACUGCCUUACUGAAAUCAACGAGUGUUCUAGUUAUCCGUGUCAGUAUGGAAGCACGUGCGUUGAUCUAAUUAAUGGAUACAGGUGUCUGUGCCCUGAUGGUUACACGGGGGAAAAUUGUGACAUCGAGGUUCUGUGUUUUAGAGGACUUGUUCCUAUCUCUUGUGACGAAUCCUACUACAAUUGCACAGAGGACUGGCAUUUUCAUUCUCCCUGCAACAACAAGAGCGUGCCUGCUGGAGAUGUAAGGUUUCCACAUCCGUUGUCACAUGACAAGUUCCUCAUGUGUGAUCUUAUGGGAAGAACAUACAUUGUAUACUGUCCACCGAAUCAGGUCUACUAUGCAGAAUGUUCCCAAUGUGCUCCUCCAGGUCAGACUUUCUCUGGAGCAUGUGAGAAAGCUGUAACUGGUGUCAGUAAUCCAUGCACAGAACAGAACAUCAUCCAAGGAAUUACGUAUUUCCCGUAUCCUGGCGUGAGCAGCAAGUAUAUCCACUGUGAUGUGUGGGGUCAACCAUGGGAAUCGGAUUGUCAACCAGGUUACAUCUGGAACCAACAAAACUUGACUUGCAUCAAUCCAACACGAUACAACCCAUGUAAACAACAUGGAACACUGACACAAGCUCUGUAUCCCCACAACUGCGACCCUCAUCUAUAUGUCCAUUGCAAUGGAAACGGACAGUAUUUUAUUCAAGCUUGUCCACAGGAUUAUGUUUUCUUACCAGCACGACUUUCCUGCUUCCCUCAAGGUACCCCCGGCACGGAAACCCUUCAAAACACGUGUCCAUAAUCGAGUGAAGUUCACAAAGACAAAAAGAAUACGGUUUUAUUCAGUAAUGUUUAUAAGUAUUGAAGUGCCAUUUUUGUAAUAUGAUAG